GAGAAGGGUAGAAAUGUGGGCGCGGGCGGUGUGGCUAGGUCUUCGGGCCCCGCUUGGCGGGCGCCGGGGCUUAACUUCCACGACGGAUCCUCAGGGAAGCGGCCGGAUCACGGUCGAGGUGAUCGAGCACUUGGAGCGUCUAGCGCUUGUGGACUUCGGCAGCCGCGAGGCAGUGGCACGGUUGGAGAAAGCCGUCGCCUUCGCCGACCGGCUCCGCGCCGUGGACACGGACGGAGUGGAGCCCAUGGAGUCGGUACUGGAGGACAGAUGUCUGUACUUGAGAUCCGACAAUGUCGUAGAAGGCAACUGUGCUGAAGAACUACUACAAAACUCCCAUCGCGUUGUGGAGGAGUAUUUUGUGGCCCCCCCAGGUAAUAUCUCUUUGCCAAAGCUGGAUGAACAAGAGCCCUUCCCACACAGCUGAGUAGCUAUUCUGGGAAGAAGGUACCCUGUGAACACAAGAAAGUGUGAUGAUAGUAUUUUGUUACUGGGGACAGUAACGUUCCCACUUCCUCCAGUCACCUGAAAAAAACUGAUGCUUAAGUAUUUCUUCGUAACUGACUCUUAUGAAGAUAGAAUGGGAAAGAUCUAGCCAAAACAAGGAAAUGAAUUCCUGAAGCUAAUAGAAGUAAAAGGAAAGAGUAAAACUCAGCUUGCAAGGAAAUGGAUCAAGUAUUCACUUACAGGACUGUUCAGUAUGGAAGACAUUAUCUCCCCUCAAAAAGACUGUCUACCCAACUGCAUAAGUGAUUUUUUUUAAAUUUAUGUAACUGGUAGACAGAGUAUCUGAUCACUUUGUGACAACCUGAGUUGUCAUUUUUAGUUGCUGUUUCCAUCGACUUAAGCAGCCCUAUCUUUAACAAACAUACUUGAAUUUGUUCCAAGCAGAGGGCUAACUUUCUGCUAAGGUUUGAAGAAUUCAAAGUAGACUACAGCUUGGGAAUUCCUAAUUUAGAACCAUCUGCCAUCCCACAAAGUGCUUAAAUGCAAAAGGGAUACUAGCCACAUGUAUAGUUUCUAUUACAAGAAUAGCCUUGGGCAUGGGAUGAAGUAGCCCUCUUCACUCCUAAGGUGAUUACUGAAUUGAGAUGAAUCCAAGAUCGUGGGUUUUUUGGGUUUAAACCUGAGAUACCAAGGAUAAAUAAGACUGACCAAUUUAGGGGUAAAAGUGAUAGAAUCAAACAGUAGAGAGGUUCUUUCCUAACCAAAUUGCCAAAGUUGGUAUUGGCUAAGAAUUUCCCAAUGAUCUUUAUGCUGAUGCUCAUUUUUAAAAGUCUGGUUUUAUUCUUCCCAUUCCUUCCUUUAUCUGCAAUGCUCCCUUUUUCUUUAAGGCAGCUUAAUUUACAAGCUUGGUCUUGAAUUAAAAGAGAACCCUGAACCUGCCCCCAGGAAUGAAGUUCUCAAACCAACACCAGAUUAUUAUCUUUAUCCCCAAAUAAAGUUAUCCACUCCUGCUUUUUACCAA
Galeopterus variegatus (Sunda flying lemur) is the source of this 1465-nucleotide messenger RNA. RefSeq names its product glutamyl-tRNA(Gln) amidotransferase, subunit C (gene GATC). Gene Ontology annotation, biological process: regulation of translational fidelity; glutaminyl-tRNAGln biosynthesis via transamidation; mitochondrial translation. Gene Ontology annotation, molecular function: glutaminyl-tRNA synthase (glutamine-hydrolyzing) activity. The transcript is spliced from 4 exons. Gene Ontology annotation, cellular component: mitochondrion; glutamyl-tRNA(Gln) amidotransferase complex. The record is from RefSeq and is a predicted model, not a curated record. NCBI's taxonomy places the organism in Eukaryota, Metazoa, Chordata, Mammalia, Dermoptera, Cynocephalidae. Bases 14 to 424 code for a protein of 136 amino acids.